AUGAACUCAAAAGGAGACAAAGUUAUAUUUUUUAUUGCACAAAUCCAGAGCCAUCUUUUUUCCUCAGUUGGAUUUGUUCAGGUGGAAAUAUGUGCCUGGAGAUUCACAGGCUUUGUUAGCACAACUCAGGAUCUCAUUGCCAUUGGAGUGGAGCUCAUGCUUUUAUCUUAGGAAUAACAAAGGUAACUACAGGGUGAUGAAGAAUACUGAGCAAAUCUGUAGUAAACCUGUGUACUCACUAGCACAACUCCACACACAUGCUGUAGAAAACCUCCUGGAGGCUUCUAUCUGCACAACCUGGUCCCAGAGCAUUUCAUAUUAUUUUGUACGUAAAUCCGAGACACUCAAUUUAGUAUGAUACGUUACGUAUAGUAUGUAUUAAUUUGUGGAUGUCCGUCACCCGUUUUGUAUGAUAUGUUACGAAUUACAAUUCGUAUUAUAUACAGUUGAAGUCGGAAGUUUACAUACACUUAGGUUGGAGUCAUUAAAACUCGUUUUUCAACCACUCCACAAAUUUAUUGUUAACAAACUAUAGUUUUGGCAAGUCGGUUAGGACAUCUACUUUGUGCAUGACACAAGUAAUUUUUCCAAUAAUUGUUUACAGACAGAUUAUUUAACUUAUAAUUCACUGAAUCACAAUUCCAGUGGGUCAGAAGUUUACAUACAGUGAGGGAAAAAAGUAUUUGAUACCCUGCAGAUUUUAUACGUUUGCCCACUGACAAAGAAAUGACCAGUCUAUCAUUUUAAUGGUAGGUUUAUUUGAACAGUGAGAGACAGAAUAACAACAAAAAAAUCCAUGUCAAAACUGUUAUAAAUUGAUUUGCAUUUUAAAGAGGGAAAUAAGUAUUUGACCCCCUCUCAAUCAGAAAGAUUUCUGGCUCCCAGGUGUCUUUUAUACAGGUAACAGAUUAGGAGCACACUCUUAAAGGGAGUGCUCCUAAUCUCAGUUUGUUACCUGUAUAAAAGACACCUGUCCACAGAAGCAAUCAAUCAGAUUCCAAACUCUCCACCAUGGCCAAGACCAAAGAGCUCUCCAAGGAUGUCAGGGACAAGAUUGUAGACCUACACAAGGCUGGAAUGGGCUACAAGACUAUUGCCAAGCAGCUUGGUGAGAAGGUGACAACAGUUGGUGCGAUUAUUCGCAAAUGGAAGAAACACAAAAGAACUGUCAAUUUCCCUCGGCCUGGGGCUCCAUGCAAGAUCUCACCUUGUGGAGUUGCAAUGAUCAUGAGAACGGUGAGGAAUCAGCCCAGAACUACACGGGAGGAUCUUGUCAAUGAUCUCAAGGCAGCUGGGACCAUAGUCACCAAGAAAACAAUUGGUAACACACUACGCCGUGAAGGACUGAAAUCCUGCAGCGCCCGCAAGGUCCCCCUGCUCAAGAAAGCACAUAUACCUGCCUGUCUGAAGUUUGCCAAUGAACAUAUGAAUGAUUCAGAGGAGAACUGGGUGAAAGUGUUGUGGUCAGAUGAGACCAAAAUUGAGCUCUUUGGCAUCAACUCAACUCGCCGUGUUUGGAGGUGGAGGAAUGCUGCAUAUGACCCCAAGAACACCAUCCCCACCGUCAAACAUGGAGGUGGAAACAUUAUGCUUUGGGGGUGUUUUUCUGCUAAGGGGACAGGACAACUUCACCGCAUCAAAGGGACGAUGGACGGGGCCAUGUACCGUCAAAUCUUGGGUGAGAACCUCCUUCCCUCAGCCAGGGCAUUGAAAAUGGGUCGUAGAUGGGUAUUCCAGCAUGACAAUGACCCAAAACACACGGCCAAGGCAACAAAGGAGUGGCUCAAGAAGAGGCACAUUAAGGACCUGGAGUGGCCUAGCCAGUCUCCAGACCUUAAUCCCAUAGAAAAUCUGUGGAGGGAGCUGAAGGUUCGAGUUGCCAAACGUCAGCCUCGAAACCUUAAUGACUUGGAGAAGAUCUGCAAAGAGGAGUGGGACAAAAUCCCUCCUGAGAUGUGUGCAAACCUGGUGUCCAACUACAAGAAACGUCUGACCUCUGUGAUUGCCAACAAGGGUUUUGCCACCAAGUACUAAGUCAUGUUUUGCAGAGGGGUCAAAUACUUAUUUCCCUCAAUAAAAUGCAAAUCAAUUUAUAACACUUUUGACAUGGGUUUUUCUGGAUUUUUUUGUUGUUAUUCUGUCUCUCACUGUUCAAAUAAACCUACCAUUAAAAUUAUAGACUGAUCAUUUCUUUGUCAGUGGGCAAACGUAAAAAAUCAGCAGGGGAUCAAAUACUUUUUUCCCUCACUGUACACUAAGAUGACUGUGCCUUUAAACAGCUUGGAAAAUUCCAGAAAAUGAUGUCAGGGCUUUAGAAGCUUCUGAUAGGCUAAUUGACAUCAUUUGAGUCAAUUGGAGGUGUACCUGUGGAUGUAUUUCAAGGCCUACCUUCAAACUCAGUGCCUCUUUGCUUGACAUCAUAGGAAAAUCAAAAUAAAUCAGCCAAGACCUCAGAAAAACAAUUGUAGACCUCCACAAGUCUGGUUCAUCCUUGGGAGCAAUUUCCAAACGCCUGAAGGUACCACGUUCAUCUGUACAAACAAUAGUAUGCAAGUAUAAACACCAUGGGACCACGCAGCCGUCAUACCGUUCAAGAAGGAGACGCGUUCUGUCUCCUAGGGAUUAACGUACUUUGGUGCGAAAAGUGCAAAUCAAUCCCUGAACAACAGCAAAGGACCUUGUGAAGAUGCUGGAGGAAACAGGUACAAAGGUAUCUAUAUCCACAGUAAAACGAGUCCUAUAUCGACAUAACCUGAAAGGCCGCUCAGCAAGAAAGAAGCCACUGCUGCAAAACCGCCAUAAAAAAGACAGACUAUGGUUUGCAACUGCACAUGGGGAUAAAGAUCGUACUUUUUGGAGUAAUGUCCUCUGGUCUGAUGAAACAAAAAUAGAACUGUUUGGCCAUAAUGACCAUCAUUAUGUUUGGAGGAAAAAGGGGGUACCUUGCAAGUCGAAGAACACCAUCCCAACCGUGAAGCACGGGGGUGGCAGCAUCAUGCUGUGGGGGUGCUUUGCUGCAGGAGGGACUGGUGCACUUCACAAAAUAGAUGGCAUCAUGAGGAAGGAAAAUUAUGUGGAUAUAUUGAAGCAACAUCUUAAGACAUCAGUCAGGAAGUUAAAGCUUGGUCGCAAAUGGGUCUUCCAAAUGGACAAUGACCCCAAGCAUACUUCCAAAGUUGUGGCAAAAUGGCUUAAGGACAACAAAGUCAAGGUAUUGGAGUGGCCAUCACAAAGCCCUGACCUCAAUUCUAUAGAAAAGUAUUUGUGGGCAGAACUGAAAAAGCAUGUGCGAGCAAAGGAGUCCUACAAACCUGACUCAGUUACACAAGCUCUGUCAGGAGGAAUGGGCCAAAAUUCACCCAACUUAUUGUGGGAAGCUUGUGGAACACUACCCGAAACAUUUGACCCAAGUUAAACAAUUUAAAGGCAAUGCUACCAAAUACUAAUUGAGUGUAUGUAAACUUCUGACCCACUGGGAAUGUGAUGAAAGAAAUAACAGCUGAAAUAAAUAAUUUUCUCUACUAUUAUUCUGACAUAUCACAUUCUUAAAAUAAAGUGGUGAUCCUAACUGACCUAAAACAGGGAUAUUUUACUAGGAUUAAAUGUCAGGAAUUGUGAAAAACAGAGUUUAAAUGUAUUUGGCUAAGGUGUAUGUAAACUUCCGACUUCAACUGUAUUACGAAUUUGCAAAAAUGUACAAUAUGUUUCAAAUUUGCAAAACGUAUGGUAUGUUAUGAAUUCUAGCUAGGUCUCUAGGUGGCUAACGUUAGCUUGGCUAGGGAUUAGAGUUACACUAUCAUUCAAAAGUUUGGGGUCACAAAUGUCCUUGUCCAUUAAAAUAACAUCAAAUUGAUCAGAAAUACAGUGUAGACAUUGUUCAUGUUGUAAAUGGCUAUUAUAGCUGGAAACGGCUGAUUUUUAAUGGAAUAUCUACAUAGGCGUACAGAGGCCCAUUAUCAGCAACCAUCAGUCCUGUGUUCCAAUGGCACGUUGUGUUUGCUAAUCCAAGCUGAUCAUUUUAAAAGGCUAAAUGAUCAUUAGAAAACCCUUUUGCAAUUUUGUUAGCACAGCUGAAAACUGUUGUGCUGAUUAAAGAAGCAUUAAAACUGGCCUUCUUGAGACUAGUUGAGUAUCUGGAGCAUCAGCAAUUAUGGGUUCGAUUACAGAAUCAAAAUGGACAGAAACAAAUAACUUUCUUCUGAAACUCAUCAGUCUAUUAUUGUUCUGAGAAAUGAAGGCUAUUCCAUGCGAGAAUUUGCCAAGAAGCUGAAGAUCUCGUACAACGCUGUGUACUACUCCCUUCACAGAACAACGCAAACUGGCUCUAACCAGAAUAGAAAGAGGAGUGGGAGGCCCCGAUGCACAACUGAGCAAGAGGACAAAUACAUUAGAGUGUCUAGUUUGAGAAACAGAUGCCUCACAGGUCCUCAACUGGCAUCUUCAUUAAAUAGUACCCGCAAAACACCAGUCUCAACAUCAACAGUGAAGAGGCGACUCCGGGUUGCUGACCUUCUAGGCAGAGUUGCAAAGAAAAAGCCAUAUCUCAGACUGGCCAAUAAAAAGAAAAGAUUAAGAUGGUUAAAAGAACACAGACACUGGACAGAGGAAGAUUGGAAAAAAGUAUUAUGGACAGUCAAAUCGAAGUUUGAGGGGUUCGGAUCACAAAGAAGAACAUUUGUCAGACACAGACCAAAUUAAAAGAUGCUGGAGGAGUGCUUGAUGCCAUCUGUCAAGCAUGGUGGAGGCAAUGUGAUGGUCUGGGGGUGCUUUGGUGGAGGUAAAGUGGCAGAUUUGUACAGGGUAAAAGGGAUCUUGAAGAAGGAAGGCUUUGAUCACUCCAUUUUGCAACGCCAUGCCAUACCCUGUGGACGGUGCUUGUUUGGAGCCAAUUUCCUCCUACAACAGGACAAUGACCCAAAGCACAGCUCCAAACUAUGCAAUGACUAUUUAGGGAAGAAGCAGUCAGCUGGUAUUCUGUCUACAGUGGAGUGCCUAGCACAGUCACUGGAUCUCAACCCUAUUGAGCUGUUGUGGGAGCAGCUUGACCGUAUGGUACAUAAGAAGUGCCCAUCAAGCCAAUCCAACUUGUGGGAGGUGCUUCAGGAAGCAUGUGGUGAAAUCUCUUCAGAUUACCUCAACAAAUUGACAACUAGAAUGCCAAAGAUCUGCAAGGCUGUAAUUGCUGCAAAUGGAGGAUUCUUUGACGAAAGCAAAGUUUGAAGGACACAAUUAUUAUUUAUAUUAAAAAUCAUUAUUUCUAACCUUUUCAAUGACUACAUUUCCUAUCCAUUCUGCUAUAUUUCCUUUUCAAACUCAUUUAAUGUAUAUUUUCUUGGAAAACAAGGAAAUGUCUAAGUGACCCCAAACUUUUGAACGGUAGUGUAGGUGUUAGGGUUAAACCUUUGGGUUGCUAGACGUUUGCAUUAUACGCCAACCCAUCCACCCCAACCAACCACCCUACUUUUGUAACCAUCUGUCUUAUGUAACCAUACCAAACAUAACAUUCAAGCUAAUUAGAGUGUCCCGGAUUAACUUUUACUAUGUUACGUCUAGUCUUUGAGACCAGGUUGAUCUGCAUGGUAGGGGGGCUGCUAUGAAGGAGGUUGGUAAGCCAGCAGAAAGAAACAGAGCAGCAGGGGGAAUGGUCUAAAACCUCUGAUUGCACACCCUUCUUUUGUGGACUAAUUGUUGUGAGUUUGUGUGUGUGGAAACAAAGAGUGCCUGGUGAGGGAAUGUAGCUAGGCUUUAGUCAGGCAGAAUGUUGUUGUGUUACUGUGUAUGAUGGGUUUAUGUCUGGCUCAGUGUUGUAAAGAGAGGGAGGGAGGGAGGGGGGGGGGGGGGGAGAAGAAGAAAUGACAAAAACUGUAACAUGAGUCAUCCAUUUCUCCUCUCUGACAUUCCUUCCUCUCUCUCCCUCUCUCUGCCCUCUGUCUAUUCUCUCUUGCUUACUGUCUCUUUUGCUCACGUUCUCUAUCUCUCUCUGAGUCCCUAUAUCUUCUCUAUCUCUCUCUGAGUGCCUAUAUCUCUCUAUCUCUCUAUGAGUGCCUAUAUCUCUCUAUCUCUCUCUGAGUCCCUAUAUCUUCUCUAUCUCUCUCUGAGUGUCUAUAUCUCUCUAUCUCUCUCUGAGUGCCUAUAUCUUCUCUAUAUCUCUCUAUGAGUGCCUAUAUCUCUCUAUCUCUCUAUGAGUGCCUAUAUCUCUCUAUCUCUCUCUGAGUCCCUAUAUCUUCUCUAUCUCUCUAUGAGUGCCUAUAUCUCUCUAUCUCUCUCUGAGUCCCUAUAUCUUCUCUAUCUCUCUAUGAGUGCCUAUAUCUCUCUAUCUCUCUAUGAGUGCCUAUAUCUCUCUAUCUCUCUCUGAGUCCCUAUAUCUUCUCUAUCUCUCUAUGAGUGCCUGUAUCUUCUCUAUCUCUCUCUGAGUCCCUAUAUCUUCUCUAUCUCUCUCUGAGUCCCUACAUCUCCUCUCUCCCUCUCUGUCCCUCUUGAUUUCUCUCUCGUCUCUCUGUCUCUCUACCUCCUCCCCCACUUUCUCCCUCCCUCAUACUGUAGCACUUUCUGCUUUAGCCCUGUUCCAGUUUCCUGUGCAGCUUGGGCAAGACAUGGAGCUGCUGUUUGCUUCUGCAAAACACACACACACGGUGACGCACGCACUCAUGUCCACUGUGUCCACAUUGUGACCAGAUUUCCUGGUCCCUCCCUGUAUGUAAAUGAUUUGACAGAAUCUUUUUCUAAAUAAUAUUCAUUGAUUUAUUUUAUGCAACAUAUUUGUCAUAAGUCAAUGUUACCACCUGUCAAUGAUUUAAAUGGUUUCACUGUCCGGAUCCGUCUACACUUGUGAAAUAUCCAGACACAAUGCGUGCCUGACUGCCUCCGGAGGUGGGCAGGAAGAUCUGAUCACAAUCCAAUCACAAUGAGUCUUUUGAUUAUGUACACAACCUUUUCUGAGUCAAGAUCACUUCUGAGUCAAAAUGUAAGCCGUGAUUGACCGCUCAGAUUUGUUUUGAACAUUACUUAAAAAAUUUAAUCAUCCUAUGCAACAUUAAGCCAUUAAAAACAGUACUGUAGCAAUGAGGUUUGUGCAGUAAGCUAUAGGCCCAAUACAUUAUUACCGCAUAUUGGCUUUGCUUGAAAACUCUGCCAAUGCAUUGUUGUUUGGACCAAUUAUAUUUCAAAAUUUGAGGUAGGUUAUAUGAUCACACCGGUAUUAGAUCAGUUGUUUUUGUAUUACUUGUGAGGCACAGCCGAGUGGAGCAUACAGGGCAAAUGUAUUCAUCCCCCUUGGCGUUUUUCCUAUUUUGUUGCAUUACAACCUGUAAUUUAAAUGGAUUUUUAUUUGGAUUCCAUGUAAUGGACAUACACAAAAUAGUCCAAAUUGGUGAAGUGAAAUGAAAAAAAUAACUUAUUAAAAAAAUUCUAAAAAAUAAAUAACAGAAAAGUGGUGCGUGCAUAUGUAUUCACCCCCUUUGCUAUGAUGCCCCUAAAUAAGAUCUGGUGCAACCAAUUACCUUCAGAAGUCACAUAAUUAGUUAAAUAAAGUCCACCUGUGUGCAAUCUAAGUGUCACAUGAUCUGUCACAUGAUCUCAGUAUAUAUACACCUUUUCUUCAAGGCCCCAGAGUCUGCAACACCACUAAGCAAGGGGCACCACCACUAAGCAAGCAGCACCACCACGCAAGCAGCACCACCACGCAAGCAGCACCAUGAAGACCAAGGAGCUAUCCAAACAGGUCAGGGACAAAGUUGUGUAGAAGUACAGAUGAGGGUUGGGUUAUAAAAAAAUAUCAGAAACUUUGAACAUCCCACGGAGCACCAUUCAAUCCAUUACUACAAAAUGGAAAGAAUAUGACACCACAACAAACCUGCCAAGAGAGGGCUGCCCACCAAAACUCACAGACCAGGCAAGGAGGCCAUUAUUCAAAGAGGCAACAAAGAGACCAAAGAUAACCCCGAAGGAGCUGCAAAGCUCCUCUAUUCUGGUGGAAAAUGUUUCUGUGAAGGUGUGUGUGUACGAGUGUGCUUGUGCAUCUAAUGACAAGAACAGAGACUGGAUGAAAAGAUAUUCAUCAGAGGAGAGAGAAAGAGAGGGCAAUAAGAUGACAGAGGUUUUUGAACUAAAGCAGCAAAGAGCUUUCUUAAUGCAACUCUGUCUUUUCCAUCUUUAUUCAAUAUCUCUCCCUCUUUCUGUCUCUGUUUAAUUACUUGCAUUGUACCACCAAGCCUGUCUCACGGGCAUUGAUGUCAAGGUAAAUGCUGAUCUCAGUCUGUGGUGAAUAACCUAAUGCUCCCUAUAAGUUCAAUGUGUUUACCCGCAAAAGGUGUGUAAAUGGCAUUUAAGUGCAUUUACCCUCCACUACUGUCCAUGGGUCUGACAUACCUGAUAUAUCUCUCUCUCUCUCUCUCUCUCUCUCUUCAAUUCAAUGACUUUACUGGCAUGGGAAACGUGUUUACAUUGCCAAAGCCAGUGAAAGAACCAAAACAACAAAACACAUUUUAAAAGACAAAAACAACCAGACAUUAACAGUAAACAUUACACACACAAAAAGUUUCACAACAUUUUAAAUGUUAUAUUAUUAGAGGAUAAAUGUUACAUAAGUGUUGUGACAAUGUGCAAAUAGUAGAAUGUACGAAUAACAGGGGGAAAUAAAUAGGCAGAUAAAUAUAGGGUAUAUUUACAUUGGUGUUUCUGACCCACUGGUUGACCUUUUCUUGUGGCAGCAGGUCACACAUUUUGUGGCUGGGAUUGCACACUGCGGUAUUUCUCCUAACAGAUACGGGAGUUUGUCAAAAUGUGAUUUGUGUUCGAAUUCUUUGGGUUUGUGUAAUUUGAGGGAAAUAUGUGUCCCUUAUAUGGUCGUACAUUUGGCAGGAGUUUAGAAAGUGAAGCUCGGUUUCCACCUCAUUUUGUUGGCAGUGGCCACAUAUCCUGUCUUCUCUUGAGAGCCAGGUCUGCCUAUGGUGACCUCUCAAUAACAAGGCUAUGCUCACUGAGUCUGUACAUAGUCCAGGCUUUUCUUCGUUUUGGGUCAGUCACGGUGGUCAGAUAUUCUGCACUGUGUACUCUCUGUUUAGGGCAAGGUAGCGUUCCAACCUGCUCUGUUUUUUGGUUGAUUCUUUCCAAUGUAUAGUAUAUGAAGAAUUAUGACUUUGCUAAUGUUUUAAAGUGGAACCUGAGAGGAUGUUUAUUCAGUUUCAGAGGGAGCCAUUUUGUAGUGACACCCCUGUUCGUUGGAGACAGGUGAUUGGACAGAGGGAGCCACCCAUAUUUUUGUAUAUCUUAUAAGUAUAGGCUAGAGACAAAGAACGUUAGAACAGACAUAUUAUUUUGGGACACUGUUCUCCAGACACUGCAGGCGUCUGUAAACUUAUGCUGAAAUCUUGUGAUAUAAAUAAAACUUAUAAUCAAAGUACAGUAUAAGCAGACUCUUUGUUUCACAGCAAUAAUUAGCAGCAUUGACUCGACACUACAAUUGGCAACGAGGAUGGGAUCGGUCUGCAUCUUUCCUGUGUUGCAUUCAUGAGCAGCGAGGUGACUCCCGCUCAAGCCGGCUCAUAAGGUGAGAUUCCUCACAAAUUUUGUGCGCUAGUUGGUUCGCUGGCUUAUGGGUGUGUGCGCUGGGGAGAUGUACCGUGUAAAGUACUUGUGUGUGCUGGUGUGGCUGUUAUUGCUGUUGACUAGGGGUCUGUCAUAACUAUUCUACAUUUGUUUGCACUGGUAAACGGCGCAAAUAGGGGGGAGUGUCUAUAGAGAUAUUUUGCUUGAAUAGGAAUUCAAGAACAAUCGAUUUGAAGGGAAUAAGGCCAAGGUAUAUGUAUACAAAUUAGGACAUUGCGAAUCUGGAAAGACCUCUAAACAAGGUGAUCUUUAGGAUGGGCCGGAAAUCCUGUAACAUGUUAGAUGGAAUGGGUGAGUCCUGGGGACUGGAGACUGUGGUAUAUACAUUUUAUUGCAAGUUACUGCUCAUCUUAUAGCUGACGAGGUAUAUGUUUGAUGUGACCGCUCAUAGAAUAUCCAUAACUCGCGGCAGCAUAAAGUUAGGGACGAAGGAACAGGAAUUUUGGCGCAAUGUAGGUUACAUUGCUACAUGUUACAUGCCACAUGUUACAUACAUGCUACAUGCUAACAUGUGACCUUAGAGGGCCAUCGAGAUGGAAUAAAGCCUCUUAAAUUAUGUUUGUGUGUGUAGAAUUUAAGUUCUAGGCUUUGUGAGCUCUGUUAAAUGUUGUUUGGCUAUGAGGAGAAAACGGAGUUACAGCGGGACUGUUAACUUUCUGUUUGGCUUGGGGAGAGAGCUGCUUGAGGGCUCCGUCCACGCUGAAAUCGUAUUGGUGAAUGAACUGCACAUGCGUGUGAUUUUAUGACUUUAGAGUUACGUAGGGAGAAUGUGCCACUGCCUACACUGGGUGCUGGGAGACGCAGACUCAGAAGCAGACAGAGAGAGAUGUGAACACGAAUGGAAUGUUCUAGUUGUUACAUAGUCUGUUGCUUAAUGAUGAAGCUAUUUGUUGAGAUCUAUUGAAUUGAUAAAUGAGAGAGAUAUGUUGACGGAUUAAAAAAAUAAAAUAAAAAUAAUUAAAUAAAUGAAAUAAAAUGUUAGAGCUAUCGAUAAAUAUUCCUGAGUUAAGUUGUUUGCUUAUUUCUUAGCGCAAGUUUUGAACAGAGGAAUAUUGAAUGCUUGAAAUAACUCAGUGAGUGUAUAAACUAUUAAAUGCUUGUCUGUCCUUUGUUCUUCUGUCAUAUGAGAGAGAGAGGAUGGAGAUAGGGGAGAACAGGAAGAAGGAGAGAUUAUCAAUGUUGUGGAUAACGUUGAUGAUAAUGUUUACACUUCUGAUGAUGCCAGAGAUGACUAUGCAAUGGAUGGAAAGGAAAGGGUAUUUGGGGAAAUUGAUUUUCAAUACGUCCCAGAAGCAACAGGGAAUAUUUCAGUGGAAUGUGAAGCAGCAGAGAUCACCAAGGGCAACUCUGUUACAGGAGAAGCUAGUGAUUCAGUUAGACAAAGUAGGCCUAGACCAGUUAGGAGAAAAGUCAGACCAAAACGUUACGAAAACUAGGGUUGAAGUAACUCUAGGACAGUCAGCUCAGCUCCCAUGUAAGUGCACGAGAGAGAACAGUGGUGAAGGGAAAUUUAGAGUUCAGUGGGAAGAUAGAUAUGGCAGGAGUUUAGAUCUGUUAGAAGCAAUUGCAUUGAGAAAGUAUGCGUUGCUGAAUGAUGAGAGAAGAAUGAAGAUUGAGGGUGAUUGCGGUAUCUAUAUUUACAAUUCCCAGCAGGAAGAUCAAGGUGAUUAUAAAUGUAUUUUUUAUAAUCAACAGGUUGAAAGUGAGGGAUUAGAGUUAGGACUGAGAGUUAAUGUAGUGACACUAGUGGUGAUAGAUGGAAAUACAAGUCAAGAGUUCAAAGCUUUAGGGAGUAUGGAUGAAGUAACAACAAUGACAUCAACACUUCAGCAUAUUAAAACAACAGUGAGAAGCAAUUCAACUCUUUCAACAUUGAUAGUUAUUAAAGCCAUAAAUAUAUCGCAUUUGAUUACAAGGGAACCAAUAGCUCCAGCACCAAUUUUAGAGGAAAAGACUGUUAUUAGGGUUAGGAUGGGUGAUACAGCUCAUCUUCCUUGUAGCUGUGAGAGAUGGAGUGGGGGAGGGGACGUUCCUCCCACAUGGAGAGAUAAUUAUGGAGAAGAAGUAUUGUUAUCAGGACCAGAUGUAGAAGCUGUGCCCCCUAAUCAAUGGAAGUAUAUUUUGUACAACGAUAUGAAGUGGAAGAGGGUUAUGAGUGAUUGUUCACUUAUUUUGCGUAAUGUUACAGGGAAAGAUCAGGGAGAAUAUAUGUGUACUUAUCUAGUGCAAGCAUUAAAAUUUGUUCCGGUUAAGAAUUAUUGGUUAAAAGGCUAUGUAAUUCGUAAAGUGACGCUUAUAAUGGAAGAGUUGAAGUCUGUUGAAGCUUCCACAGUCACCAAAGGAGUUCAGGAGAAGUAUAUUACAGUAGCCACUCCAACAGUAAAUAAUACACAGAGGAUAUCGGUAGCUUUCCCACUAGAAAUAGUUAAGGGUGUUAAUACAUCAACUAAAUCAACUACUUUAAUGGUGACUUUGAAAGGGAUUAAUGGUACGACGGCAAUAACAAAUGUAGGAAGUAUGACACAGACACCAACAACAACUUUUCUGAAAUUAAAGGAUGUAGCAAGAGUGACUCAGGAGUUUAUGAUACGGAUGGAGAGUGCUGUCAAUGGUAGUAAGGAUAGGGUUAAAAUAGGAGAGCAGAUGGUGGUAGAGAAGAAUAUAGAUUCAUCUGAAAUAGUGCAAGAUACUAUCAUGGAGGUACAGGAUGAGUUCUUUGAUUUCAACGGAACAUAGGAAGAUACAUCUGAUCAAUACCGCUCGUUAGGGAAGAGAGAAACUAAAUGGAAGGCAUAUGGAUUUGAUUCUUCUGUUUUGAAGAUUAAAGAUGAAUGGGCAGGUAGGAAUCUUUGGUUCCAACAGUUAACUCAUUCUGUAAGAUCAGUGAGGAAUCUUGAGGGUCCAUGUCUGUUGAGAAUUCCAGCACCAGGCACAUGGGGUUCCAUUUUAGAGACGAUCGCUCAACCUCUAUCAAGUACGUGUCAAUCUUAUGCUUUAUCAUGGCUGUUGUAUCAGCAACAAUCAUUAACAGAUAAAAUAAUGUCGUUGUCAAAACAUUUGUUUAAGCCUAGGUUUAAGUGUUCUUGGUUAAAUGAAUUACCCUAUGUGAAUUUGUUAGAUGGGAAGGAAAAUCAGUUAACAGCGAAUCCUGAAGCAUUGGAGGUGAAACCAGUGAGGGCUAAAAGUUGUUUUUGUUCUAAUAAAACAUAUGAUGGAAAGGGUAUGUUCAUGGGAAUAUCAGAUUGUGAUGAUUAUAUGAUGACUUUGGGUAAGCAUGAACAUAAGGUUAGAGAUGAGAAAUAUAAUGUUACUUUUUAUGUUCCCGUUAGUAAGAACAGCAGGACUUUGAUGGUGGAAGAUCAGAUUUUGCCUGGCAAUGUGACUAUUGGGAAUUUUAGAGAUAUUUGGUGGGUUUGUGGUGAUAAAGCAUAUAUAUUCUUACCCUAUGGAUGGACAGGAUGUUGUUACAUGUCAACGUUGAAGCUUCCAUAUGAGGUUUUUACCAUUAAAAGUGGGGUAGCACCGGACACAGAUAAAUCUGAAUCUAGGUUUGGAAAUAGGGUGAAAAGGGACAUGACGACAUUUCAUAGUCUUGAAGCCUACCAUUGGAGGAUAAGUCUAGGAGAGAAGUGGGGACUGGGACUUUUUCCAUGGUAUGGUGUAACAUUUUUGGCAGAUCAUAUUGAUAAUAUUACCUAUACUUUGCAGGGGUUUGCAAAUGAAACAAUAAGAGGGUUUAACCUUCUGUCAAAUACUCAAAGAAGUCACAGACUGACACUGUUGAAACAUGACAUGGCUCUUGACUAUAUUUUAGCAAAACAGGGUGGCUUAUGUUUGGCUAUGAAUCUGACGGGGGAUGAUUGUUAUACUUUGAUCCCAGAUAGUUCCGAUAAUAUCACUAGUGUUAUAGAUGCAUUGAAGAAUAUAAGGGAUGCGUUUGGUAGAUCUGAAGGAGCUGGAUGGUCAGCGAAGGUUUGGUUGCAAGAUCAGUUAGGGCCAGUGGGAGCAGUGAUAGUUCAGAUUUUAGUAGCAGCUCUGAUAGCGCUGUGUGUGAUGUUUUGCUUUUGUACUUUGUUACUGACCUUUGCGAAGGCUAUGAUAUUGAGAUGGGUUGGAGUUGUGAUGCCUGGAGACAACACUCAGAUACCGUUGUUGACUGUUACUGAUCUGGAUGAAGAUGGACAAGUGGGACUGGAUGGAGUAUUGAUGGAUAAAUAUCCAUUUUGAUUAUCUUAUCAUUUUUCAAAUGUUUUUCAAUAUUAGUGUGAUUUUAGUAUUUUGUUAUGAAUCAAAGGGGGGAAAUACAAUGUGAUUCAUUUAUAUAUCAUUUUCUAUAUCAUUUUUAUAUUCUUAGUUGAUAUUGAUGUUUUAAUUUGAAUGUGUUGUUUUGCAAAAAAUACUGUUUGGUCUUUUCUUUUCUUCCAGAAGCAUAUGGGGGAAUAUGUAGAGAUUCAAAUGCUCAAACAAGGACAAUAUGAAAGGACAAUAUGAAGGGACUGGAGGAGAUGGAACAAGGAAGGUGUGGAAAUGUUCCGAUUCCAUCAUCAACGAUGCAUUGGAAGUCGACACUGCUGAGGAGAUGAAGUGUAGUGGACUACAUUCCAGUGUCUGCAAUGAUAUAUAGACAUAUCUGCAUGUGUAAUACAUAAUUUGUGUCAUAUUCUUUCUGUAUUAAUUUUUGUAGAAUGAUAUUUGAUGUUAUUGGAUACAUGUGGGGAUCUUAGAUGUUUUUGUUUAUUUCGUGAAUGCUUAGGGACAUGGAGUCUAGGCAGGGAUAGAGAUAAUCCACCGUAGGGUCCGAUGGGUCGACCAGCCUGAGAGUGGACAUUUUGGAUAGUAUUUUGUUUGCUGGGGCUUUCAUGUGUAUUUAAUUGCAUCAUAGUUUCAAAUGCAUUGAUAAAGAUUUAUGAGUUGAUCUGGAGUACUUAGGUGGUUGCCUGGGGCAGAGGGGCCGUGAGAGAAUUUUACUGUCUUGAUUGAUUGAUGGAUGGAUAUUUGGAAAGAAGGCUGCCAGACAGGUUUUUCGCUCUCACACUCCAUAAAGAUUUGUUCAUAUUUCAUAGAAAUGUAUUUACACUCCAUAGAAAAUGUGUUUUUGGUUUAUUGUUAAAGAUACUCAAUAAGAUAAAUUGUUACUUGUCAUAAUCCUAUUCUUUUUGUUUUCGAGACUUUUAGUUAGUCUCGAAGGGGGGAAUAUAGUAAAUGAAGAAUUAUGACUUUGCUAAUGUUUUAAAGUGGAACCUGAGAGGAUGUUUAUUCAGUUUCAGAGGGAGCCAUUUUGUAGUGACACCCCUGUUCGUCGGAGACAGGUGAUUGGACAGUAGAGGGAGCCACCCAUAUUUUUGUAUAUCUUAUAAGUAUAGGCUAGAGACAAAGAACGUUAGAACAGACAUAUUAUUUUGGGACACUGUUCUCCAGACACUGCAGGUGUCUGUAAACUUAUGCUGAAAUCUUGUGAUAUAAAUAAAACUUAUAAUCAAAGUACAGUAUAAGCGGACUCUUUGUUUCACAGCAAUAAUUAGAAGCAUUGACUCGACACUAAAAAUGUAUUAAGUAGUUCUCUUUUUGUUUUCUCAUAACUUGGUUGGGUCUAAUUGUGUUGCUGUCCUGGGGCUCUGUGGCAUCUAUUUGUAUUUGUAAACAGAGCCCCAGGACCAGCUGGCUGCAGGGACUCUUCUCUCGGUUAAUCUCCUUGCAGGUCAAGGCUUUGUGAUGGAAGGUUUGGGCAUCGCUUUCCUUAAGGUGGUUGUGGAAUUUAACGGUCUUUUCUGGAUUUUUAUCAUUAGUGGGUAUAGUCCUAAUUCUGCUCUGCAUGCAUUAUUUUGAAUUUUGCAUUGUACUCUGAGGAUAUGUGUUCAGAAUUCUAUAUAUGCAAAGUCUCAAUAGGUGUGUUUGUCCCAUUUAGUGAAUUAUUGGUUGGUGAGUAUACCCCAGACUUCACAACCAUAGAGGGCAAUGGGUUCUAUAACCGAUUGGAGUGUUUUUUUUAGACAAAUGUUAUGUUCCUUUUGAUGGCGUAGAAGGCCCUUGUCUUGUCUCAGAUUGUUCAUAGCCAUGUGGAAGUUACCUGUGGUUGUAACGUCGACGCAUGGAGUCAGGAAGCAGGUGGCCCCGUGUAGCUCAGUUGGUAGAGCAUGGCGCUUGCAACGCCAGGGUUGUGGGUUCGUUUACCACACGGGCCAGUAUGAAAAAAUUUAUGCACUCACUAACUGUAAGUCACUCUGGAUAAGAGCGUCUGCUAAAUGACUAAAAUGUAAAUGUGCAGUUAGUGAGUUUAAUAUUAACGAAUAUAGAACGAUACAAAUCGAGCAACGUCUGACAAGGAAACAUAACCAAUACAGCCUGAUAACUGAUAAGUAAAGAGUACUAUAUAAAGGGUAAGUAAUGAGGGAGUAAUGAAGUCCAGGUGUGACUGAUGAUGUGCGUAAAGAUGGGUUGCCAGGACCUGUGGUUAGUAGACCAGCGACGGCGAGCGCCGGAGAGGGUGGGGCUCUGUCACACCCCACGGCCCUGAGGGAAGAAAUGUGUGUGUUUAUUGCCAAUUUUGACUGCACACUUAUUGUUUGUUUAGAUUUUAUAAUAUCGUAGGUUUUCCCCCCAACACCGAUUUCCAUCAGUUUAUACAGCAGGCCCUCAAGCCAAAUUGAGUCAAAAGCUUUUUUGAAAUCAACAAAGGAUGAGAAGACUUUGCUUUGGUUUUGGUUUGUUUGUCAAUAAGUGUCUGCAGAGUGAAUAUGUGGUCUGUCAUACGGUAUUUUGGCUAAGAAGACAUCUGCUGAGGACAAUGUUUUCACUGAGGGAAUGUUGGAGUCUGCUGUUGAUGAUACUGCAGAGGAUUUUGCCAAGGUUACUGUUGAAACAGAUCCUGUGGUAAUUAUUGGUGUCAAAUUUGUCUCCACUUUUCUGGAUUGGGGUGAUCAGACCUUGGUUCCAAAUAUUGGGAAAGAUGCCAGAGCUGAGGAUAAUAUUGAAGUUUGAGUAUAGCCAACUUGAAUUUGUGGUCUGUAUAUUUUUUUCAUUUCAUUUAGGAUACCAUCAACACCACAGGCCUUUUUGGGUUGGAGGGUUUGUAUUUUGUCAUUCAAUGUAAUUGGAGAAUCCAGUGGGUUCUGGUAGUCUUUAAUAGCUGAUUCUAAGAUUUGUAAAUUGUCAUGUAUAUGUUUUUGCUCUUGGUUCUUUAUUAUAUGGCCAAAACGGUUGGAAAGGUGGUUUUGGAUAGCUAGCUCCUCGUGUUGUUGUUUGUUCAGUGUUUUCAAAUUUUCCCAGAAGUGACUUCAAUCACAUUGAGCAGUUUUUUUUCUGAUAUGCUGUUCCUUCUUUUUUCUUAGUAUUUCUGUACUGUUUUAGUGUUUCCCUAUAGUAUGUUUUUUUUGUUUUCUGGGUCUCUGUGUAUUUGGUUUCUCCCCAAAUAAUUCAUAAGUGUUUGCACUCUUCAUCAAACCAUUUCUCAUUGCUGUUAGGUUUUCUGCUUGAGUUGUUUAAAUGUGAUAUGUUAGCUGAUACAGUAUAUCAAAUAUACUGUUCAGGAUUUCUACUACGAAGUUUACACCUUCACUAUUGCAGGGAAAUAUUUUGUCCAGGAAGUUGUCUAGGAGGGAUUGGAUUUGUUUUUGGACUUCUUUGGUAGAUUUCUACACUAUCUUUAUUCCAUCUAUAGCAUUUCUUAAUACAGUGAGGGAAAAAAGUAUUUGAUCCCCUGCUGAUUUUGUACGUUUGCCCACUGACAAAGAAAUUAUCAGUCUAUAAUUUUAAUGGUAGGUUUAUUUGAACAGUGAGAGACAGAAUAACAACAAAAACAUCCGGAAAAACGCAUGUCAAAAAUGUUAUAAAUUGAUUUGCAUUUUAAUGAGGGAAAUAAGUAUUUGACCCCCUCUCAAUCAGAAAGAUUUCUGGCUCCCAGGUGUCUUUUAUACAGGUAACGAGCUGAGAUUAGGAGCACACUCUUAAAGGGAGUGCUCCUAAUCUCAGCUUGUUACCUGUAUAAAAGAUACCUGUCCACAGAAUCAAUCAAUCAAUCAGAUUCCAAACCCUCCACCAUGGCCAAGACCAAAGAGCUCUCCCAGGAUGUCAGGGACAAGAUUGUAGACCUACACAAGGCUGGAAUGGGCUACAAGACCAUCGCCAAGCAGCUUGGUGAGAAGGUGACAACAGUUGGUGCGAUUAUUCGCAAAUGGAAGAAACACAAGACUGUCAAUCUCCCUCGGCCUGGGGCUCCAUGCAAGAUCUCACCUCGUGGAGUUGCAAGGAUCAUGAGAACGGUGAGGAAUCAGCCCAGAACUACACGGUUGGAUCUUGUCAAUGAUCUCAAGGCAGCUGGGACCAUAGUCACCAAGAAAACAAUUGGUAACAUACUACGCCGUGAAGGACUGAAAUCCUGCAGCGCCCGCAAGGUCCCCCUGCUCAAGAAAGCACAUAUUUACAUUUUAGUCAUUUAGCAGACGCUCUUAUCCAGAGCGACUUACAGUUAGUGAAUAUAUUUUUUUUAAUAUUGUCUUUUUUAAUUUUAUAUAAUUAUUUUUUAAAUUUUUCAUUUUUUUUGCCCGUCUGAAGUUUGCCAAUGAACAUCGGAAUGAUUCAGAGGAGAACUGUGCGAAAGUGUUGUGGUCAGAUGAGACCAAAAUCGAGCUCUUUGGCAUCAACUCAACUCGCCGUGUUUGGAGGAGGAGGAAUGCUGCCUAUGAGCCCAAGAACACCAUCCCCACCGUCAAACAUGGAGGUGGAAACAUUAUGCUUUGGGGGUGUUUUUCUGCUGAUGGGACAGGACAACUUCACCGCAUCAAUGGGACGCUGGACGGGGCCAUGUACCAUGAAAUCUUGGGUGAGAACCUCCUUCCCUCAGCCAGGGCAUUGAAAAUGGGUCGUGGAUGGGUAUUCCAGCAUGACAAUGACCCAAAACACACGGCCAAGGCAACAAAGGAGUGGCUCAAGAAGAAGCACAUUAAGGUCCUGGAGUUGCCUAGCCAGUCUCCAGACCUUAAUCCCAUAGAAAAUCUGUGGAGGGAGCUGAAGGUUCGAGUUGCCAAACGUCAGCCUCAAAACCUUAAUGAUUUGGAGAAGAUCUGCAAAGAGGAGUGGGACAAAAUCCCUCCUGAGAUGUGUGCAAACCUGGUGGCCAACUACAAGAAACGUCUGACCUCUGUGAUUGCCAACAAGGGUUUUGCCACCAAGUACUAAGUCAUGUUUUGCAGAGGGGUUAAAUACUUAUUUCCCUCAUUAAAAUGCAAAUCAAUUUAUAACAUUUUUGACAUGCGUUUUUCUGGAUUUUUUUGUUGUUAUUCUGUCUCUCACUGUUCAAAUAAACCUACCAUUUAAAAUGAUAGACUGAUCCUUUCUUUGUCAGUGGGCAAACGUACAAAAUCAGCUGGGGAUCAAAUACUUUUUUCCCUCACUGUAGCAUACAGUUUGUUGGGCUUUGAUGCCUCAUGGUUGAGUAUUGCUCUGUUGAAGUAGGCUGUGAUUUUGCUGUGGUCUGAUAGUGGUGCCAGUGGGCUGACUGUGGACGCUCUGAGAGACUAUGGUAGUAGUAUGCUUCUGGUAGUCUUUAAUAACUGAUUCUAAGUUGUGUAAAUUAUCAUGUAUAUGUUUUUGCUCUAGGUUCUUUGUUAUUUGGCCAAAGAGGUUGGAGAAGUGGUUUAUCCAUACGUCUCCAUUUUGUAUAGCUAGCUCUUCGUGCUGUUAUUUUCUCUCUCUCUCUCUCUCUCUCUCUCUCUCUCUCUCUCUCUCUCUCUCUCUCUCUCUCUCUCUCUCUCUCUCUCUCUCUCUCUCUCUCUCAGCCUCCAUUUUGACACUUUCUCAGCAAAGUUAAUUGAGUCGACUUAAUUGGGUGGUAACAAUUCAGAGGUUUAUGGUUGGCUCAGGUUUGCAAGUUCACCUUCGGUAUAAACCUUCGGUAUAAACGGUAUAAACGGUAUAAACAGUAUAAACUGUAUAGGGAGGACAGCAGUUAUAAACAGUAUAAACUGUAUAGGGAGGACAGCAGUUAUAAACAGUAUAAACUGUAUAGGGAGGACAGCAGUUUAAAACAGUAUAAACUGUAUAGGGAGGACAGCAGUUAUAAACAGUAUAAAACUGUAUAGGGAGGACGCAGUUAUAAAACAGUAUAAACGGUAUAGGGAGGACAGCAGUUAUAAACAGUAUAAACUGUAUAGGGAGGACAGCAGUUAUAAACAGUAUAAACGGUAUAAACGGUAUAGGGAGGACAGCAGUUAUAAACAGUAUAAACUGUAUAGGGAGGACAGCAGUUAUAAACAGUAUAAACUGUAUAGGGAGGACAGCAGUUAUAAACGGUAUAAACAGUAUAAACUGUAUAGGGAGGACAGCAUUUAUAAACGGUAUAAAACUGUACUAGGGAGGACAGCAUUUAUAAACGGUAUAAACUGUAUAGGGAGGACAGCAGUUAUAAACAGUAUAAACUGUAUAGGGAGGACAGCAGUUAUAAACGGUAUAAACAGUAUAGGGAGGACAGCAGUUAUAAACGGUAUAAACUGUAUAGGGAGGACAGCAUUUAUAAACGGUAUAAACGGUAUAAACGGUAUAAACUGUAUAGGGAGGACAGCAGUUAUAAACGGUAUAAACAGUAUAGGGAGGACAGCAUUUAUAAACGGUAUAAACGGUAUAGGGAGGACAGCAUUUAUAAACGGUUAUAAACUGUAUAGGGAGGACAGCAGUUAUAAACAGUAUAAACUGUAUAGGGAGGACAGCAGUUAUAAACGGUAUAAACGUAUAGGGAGGACAGCAGUUAUAAACGGUUAUAAACUGUAUAGGGAGGACAGCAUUUAUAAACGGUUUAUAAACGGUAUAAACGGUUAUAAACUGUAUAGGGAGGACAGCAGUUAUAAACGGUAUAAACAGUAUAGGGAGGACAGCAUUAUAAACGGUAUAAACGUAUAGGGAGGACAGCAGUUAUAACGGUAUAUAAACGGUAUAGGGAGGACAGCAGUUAUAAACGGUAUAAACGGUAUAAACGGUUUAUAAACUGUAUAGGGAGGACAGCAGUUAUAAACGGUAUAAACAGUAUAGGGAGGACAGCAUUUAUAAACGGUAUAAACUGUAUAGGGAGGACAGCAGUUAUAAACGGUAUAAACUGUAUAGGGAGGACAGCAGUUAUAAACAGUAUAAACUGUAUAGGGAGGACAGCAGUUAUAAACGGUAUAAACUGUAUAGGGAGGACAGCAGUUAUAAACGGUAUAAACUGUAUAGGGAGGACAGCAUUUAUAAACGUUUAUAAACGGUGAUAAACGGUAUAAACUGUAUAGGGAGGACAGCAGUUAUAAACGGUAUAAACAGUAUAGGGAGGACAGCAUUUAUAAACGGUAUAAACUGUAUAGGGAGGACAGCAGUUAUAAACGGUAUAAACUGUAUAGGGAGGACAGCAGUUAUAAACGGUAUAAACUGUAUAGGGAGGACAGCAGUUAUAAACGGUAUAAACAGUAUAGGGAGGACAGCAGUUAUAAACGGUAUAAACAGUAUAGGGAGGACAGCAGUUAUAAACAGUAUAAACUGUAUAGGGAGGACAGCAGUUAUAAACGGUAUAAACUGUAUAGGGAGGACAGCAUUUAUAAACGGUAUAAACGGUAUAAACUGUAUAGGGAGGACAGCAGUUAUAAACGGUUAUAAACUGUAUAGGGAGGACAGCAGUUAUAAACAGUAUAAACUGUAUAGGGAGGACAGCAGUUAUAAACGGUAUAAACUGUAUAGGGAGGACAGCAUUUAUAAACGGUAUAAACGGUAUAAACGGUAUAAACUGUAUAGGGAGGACAGCAGUUAUAAACGGUAUAAACAGUAUAGGGAGGACAGCAGUUAUAAACAGUAUAAACUGUAUAGGGAGGACAGCAGUUAUAAACGGUAUAAACUGUAUAGGGAGGACAGCAUUUAUAAACGGUAUAAACGGUAUAAACGGUAUAAACUGUAUAGGGAGGACAGCAGUUAUAAACAGUAUAAACCGAAUAGGGAGGACAGCAGUUAUAAACAGUAUAAACUGUAUAGGGAGGACAGCAGUUAUAAACAGUAUAAACUGUAUAGGGAGGACAGCAGUUAUAAACGGUAUAAACAGUAUAGGGAGGACAGCAGUUAUAAACAGUAUAAACUGUAUAGGGAGGACAGCAGUUAUAAACGGUAUAAACUGUAUAGGGAGGACAGCAUUUAUAAACGGUAUAAACGGUAUAAACGGUAUAAACUGUAUAGGGAGGACAGCAGUUAUAAACAGUAUAAACUGUAUAGGGAGGACAGCAGGUAUAAACAGUAUAAACUGUAUAGGGAGGACAGCAGUUAUAAACAGUAUAAACGGUAUAGGGAGGACAGCAGUUAUAAACAGUAUAAACGGUAUAGGGAGGACAGCAGUUAUAAACGGUAUAAACUGUAUAGGGAGGACAGCAGUUAUAAACGGUAUAAACUGUAUAGGGAGGACAGCAGUUAUAAACGGUAUAAACUGUAUAGGGAGGACAGCAGUUAUAAACGGUAUAAACUGUAUAGGGAGGACAGCAGUUAUAAACGGUAUAAAGUGUAUAGGGAGGACAGCAGUUAUAAACGGUAUAAAGUGUAUAGGGAGGACAGCAGUUAUACGGUUAAAAUUCCUCUCUCACUGCUGCUGCUGUACUUACUGGAUGGAAAAGUACCCCAGGAGAAAAAACUACUUCAGACAGGCCCGUUUCUGUGGGUUGGAUUUUGGGAUAAACGACAUUAAGCCACUCCGAUCGGAACGUUUGGCUCGUGGCCCCUCCCCCUCCUCCCCCUGUAUAUGUGUGUUGCAAUUAGACGGGUCAGAACGCAAGAGCAAAGGGAACAUCAUGGCUUCCCAGCAGCUUUAUCUGAGGCUGGUGGGGCUCACCGCUCUGCUCACACUGCUGGCCCUCGCUCUCUCGUCCUGUCCCCCUCUCUCUAUAGCUCUCUUCAUAUCCAAGUCUUUCUUUCAACUAUCUUUCUGUCUCCAUCUCCUCCCAUCUAUCACUCUGUCCCCCCACAUACCUCUUACUACGCGAGAUCAUUUGAUUUCACCCAUAUGGAACCAAACUUAGAUUAACACAGCUUCUGAAGCAACAUCUGAUAUAUCGACGUGUUAAUUCAUGUAGUUAUUUAAGAACCUCAAGUUUGAAGGUUGAUGGUGUGUUUUAUGAAGCUUUAUUGGGUAUUUGAAUUAUCUAAGGUGAGUGCUGAGUUAUUUUUACAUAAUGAAUGAAUGCAUAAGACGUUUCUUUCUCUUGCGUGGUGUUGGAUUCUAGCUUGAAAUAUACAGUUGAACUCGUAAGAUUACAUACACCUUAGCCAAAUACAUUUAAACUCAGUUUUUCACAAUUCCUGACAUUUAAUCCUGGUUAAAAUUCCCUGUCGUAGGUCAGUUAGGAUCAUCACUUUAUGUUAAGAAUGUGAAAUGUCCGAAUAAUAGUAGAGAUAAUGAUUUUUUAAAGCUUUUAUUUCUUUCAUCACAUUCCCAGUGGGUCAGAAGUUUACAUACACUCGAUUAGUAUUUGGUAGCAUUGCCUUUAAAUUGUUCAACUUGGGUCAAACGUUUUGGGUAGCCUUCCACAAGCUUCCCACAUUAAGUUGGGUGAAUUUUGGCCCAUUCCUCCUGACAGAGCUGGUGUAACUGAGUCAGGUUUGUAGGCCUCCUUGCUCGCACACGCUCUUUCAGUUAUGCCCACAAAUGUUCUAUAGGAUUGAGGUCAGAGCUUUGUGAUGGCCACUCCAAUACCUUGACUUUGUUGUCCUUAAGCCAUUUUGCCACAACUUUGGAAGUAUGCUUGGGGUCAUUGUCCAUUUGGAAGACCCAUUUGCGACCAAGCUUUAACUUCCUGACUGAUGUCUUGAGAUGUUGCUUCAAUAUAUCCACAUAAUUUUCCUUCCUCAUGAUGCCAUCUAUUUUGUGAAGUGCACCAGUCCCUCCUGCAGCAAAGCACCCCCACAGAAUGAUGUUGCCACCCCCGUGCUUCACGGUUGGGAUGGUGUUCUUCGGCUUGCAAGGUACCCACUUUUUCCUCCAAACAUAACGAUGGUCAUUAUGGCCAAACAGUUCUAUUUUUGUUUCAUCAGACCAGAGAACAUUUCUCCAAAAAGUACGAUCUUUGUCCCCAUGUGCUGUUGCAAACUGUAGUCUAGCUUUUUUAUGGCGGUUUUGGAACAGUGUCUUCUUCCUUGCUGAGCAGCCUUUCAGGUUAUGUCGAUAUAGGACUCGUUUUACUGUGGAUAUAGAUACUUUUGUACCUGUUUCCUCCAGCAUCUUCACAAGGUCCUUUGCUGUUGUUCUGGGAUUGAUUUGCACUUUUUGCACCAAAGUACGUUCAUCUCUAGGAGACGAACGCGUCUCCUUCCUGAGCGAUAUUAUGGCUGCGUGGUCCCAUGGUGUUUAUACUUGCGUACUAUUGUUUGUACAGAUGAACGUGGUACCUUCAGGUGUUUGGAAAUUGCUCCCAAGGAUGAACCAGACUUGUGGAGGUCUACCAUUUUUUUUGGCUGAUUUCUUUUGAUUUUCCCAUGAUGUCAAGCAAAGAGGCACUGAGUUUGAAGGUAGGCCUUGAAAUACAUCCACAGGUACACCUCCAAUUGACUCAAAUGAUGUCAAUUAGCCUAUCAGAAGCUUCUAAAGCCAUGACAUCAUUUUCUGGAAUUUUCCAAGCUGUUUAAUGGCACAGUCAACUUAGUGUAUGCAAACUUCUGACCCACUGGAAUUGUGAUACAGUGAAUUAUAAGUAAAAUAAUCUGUCUGUAAACAAUUGUUGGAAAAAUUACUUGUCAUGCACAAAGUAGAUGUCCUAACCGACUUGCCAAAACUAUAGGUUGUUAACAAGACAUUUGUGAAGUGGUUGAAAAACGAGUUUUAACGACUCCAACCUAAGUGUAUGUAAACUUCCGACUUCAACUGUAUACUUAUUCAUGUUACUAUACUAAAACUACUUUACAUGUUAAAACAUGGUAUUGUUAAAUAUCAUGGAUCCAAGGAGGGGGCAAAGGGCAACAGUCUGGUUUCAGUCACUGAUAAGGUAGGACAGCCGUGGAGAAGGGAGGAGUGAGGAAUUCGUCCCGAGGUCAGGUCAGAUGAAGUGACAAGGAACAGUCCUAUGACAUACACACAUAGGAGGCGGGGCCAUGACUACACCAAUGAGAGGAACCAAUUAAUGUCCUGAUUUAGCAACAGAGAUGGAUUGGCUGUCUAGAUGUGCAAGGAGUUGACUCCUCCUAGUAGGAGGGUAUAAAUAUAGGUGAUUGUGUAAACAUGUCUUUGCAGCUGUUUGACCCAGUAGGGAAUAAACUUGUUUUGAGCUUUUCCUAGUCAUCCAUUUGAGUUUUUACUCUGUUUGUUUAGAACCUAACAGUGGAAAGAGGAAGAGGAGGGAAGACUGCAGACAAAACAGAGUUGGGAGUGAAAUGUACAGUGCCUUCAGAAAGUAUUCACACCCCUUGACUUUUUCCACAUUUUGUUGUGUUACAAAUUGGGAUUAAAAUUGAUUUAAUUGUCUUUUUUAAAAUAAACGAUCUACACAAAAUAAUCUGUAAUGUCAAAGUGGAAGAUUAAUGACAAAUAAAACACUAAUAUAUCUUGAUUAGAUAAGUAUUCAACCCCCUGAGUCAAUACAUUUUAGUCCCCUGUAGCUCAGUUGGUAGAGCAUGGCGCUUGCAACGCCAGGGAUGUGGGUUCGUUUCCCACGGGGGGCCAGUAUGAAAAUGUAUGCACUCACUAACUGUAAGUCGCUCUGGAUAAGAGCGUCUGCUAAAUGACUAAAAUGUAAUGUUAGAAUCAGCUUUGGCAGCAAUUACAGCUGUGAGUCUUUUUGGCUAAGUCUCUAAGAGCUUUGCCCAUUAUUCUAAACUCUUCAAGCUCUGUCAAGUUGGUUGUUGAUCAUCGCUAGACAGCCAUUUUCAAGUCUUGCCAUAGAUUUUCAAGCCGAUUUAAGUAAAAACUUUUACAAGGCCACUCAGGAACAUUCACUGUCAUCUUGGUAACAACUCCAGUGUAUAUUUGGCUUUGAAUUUUAGGUUAUUGUCCUGCUGAAAGGUGAAUUUGUCUCCCAGUGUCUGUUGGAAAGCAGACUGACCCAGGUUUUCCGCUAGGAUUUUCCCUGUGCUUCGCCCUAUUCUGUUUAUUUUUAUCCUAAAACACUCCCUAGUCCUUGCCGAUGACAAGCAUACCCGUAGUAUGAUGCAGCCACCACCAUGCUUGAAAAUAUGAAGAGUGGUACUCAGUGAUGUGUUGUGUUGGAUUUGCCCCAAACAUAAUGCUUUGUAUUCACCCGUCUGGUGUUCAACCUUCCCAAGUUCUCUCACGUCACCCCACUCCUCCGCACACUCCACUGGCUUCCAGUUGAAGCUCGCAUCUGCUACAAGACCAUGGUGCUUGCCUACGGAGCUGUGAGGGGAACGGCACCUCCUUACCUUCAGGCUCUGAUCAGUCCCUACACCCAAACGAGGGCAUUGCGUUCUUCCACCUCUGGCCUGCUGGUCCCCCUACCUCUGCGGAAGCACAGUUCCCGCUCAGCCCAGUCAAAACUGUUCGCUACUCUGGUACCCCAAUGGUGGAGUCACUGACCACCUUCCGGAGACACUUGAAACCCCACCUCUUUAAGGAACACCUGCCUUCUUUGCGAGGCAUUAGAAAACCUUCCUGGUCUUUAUUCACAGCUCAACUUAGGGACCUUACAGAUAAUUAUAUGUGUGGGGUACAGAGAUGGGGUAGUCAUUUAAAAAUCAUGUUAACCACUAUUAUUGCACACAGAGUGAGUCCAUGCAACUUAUGUGACUUGUUAAGCACAUGUUUACUCCUGAACUUAUUUAGGCUUGCCAUAACAAAGGGGUUGAAUACUUAUUGACUCAAGACAGUUCAGCUUCACAUUUUGUAUUAAUUUGUAAAAAUGUCUAAAAACAAAAUUCCACUUUAGUAUUGUGUGUAGAUCAGUGGCACAAAGUCUCAAUUGAAUCAAUUUUAAAUUCAGGCUGUAACACAAAAACAUGUGGAAAAAGUAAUGGUGUGUGAAUACUUUCUGAAGGCACUGUAGAUUCUAAAAUAGGAGACAAGCGACAAUGGACUUAAUGUGUCACUGAAAACUAACUGGCCAUGGAAAUUCCAUGAAUCCCUUUCACCUCAAAAGGCUUUUCUAGCUGUCUCGUUACCACCAUUUUAAUGAGCGAGAAGAGUUGCCUAGACAGGGAAGAAGAGGGGAAAGAGGGAGAGCGAGGGAGGGAAAGAGGGAGGGAGGAUAAGAUAGCAGACCAGGCAAAUCUCAGUGGAAAGUCUCACUCAUCAUUAAUGUGAAUGUGAGGCAGCAAAUAGUAAACAGCCCUCUUCCUCUCUAGACAGACUGCUAGGAGACAGACUGCUAGGAGACAGACUGCUAGGAGACAGACUGCUAGGAGACAGACUGCUAGGAGACAGACUGCUAGGAGACAGACUGCUAGGCUGAUAGAAAUUUCAUGGGAAUGAUCUUGCAAUUAUCUGCUAACAUGUGGACUUUUGUUUGAUUUGGUUGUUUUCCUUUGUUUGUGUGUGUGGGGAAAAUUCUUUGUCGUUUAUUGCUGUACCCUUUUGGUGUUGGUUGUUUCUUCUGAGGCCUGUGUUCUUUGUGCGCGCAUGUUGUGUCCUAAACUCUGGCUGGGUCCUGCCCUUCCCGUCGGGGCUUUUCUGCUGUCUUCUUUCCCCUUUUAAAUGUGGGAGUUUGCCUGCGUGGGGGAUGUGGAGGGGGUGGGGUUUGCGCCGUGAUUCUGGGGAAGUCUACUCUGCUUUUUGUUGGGCAGCUAGUCGCCUCUUCCUUCUGCGCUGCGGGGGCCUCGGGGCUGUUUGAGCCUGCUGGGCGCUGCUGGGCGCUGCUGUCGCUGUCGGCGCUGCUAGGCUGAUUCUUUUUCGGGGGAAAUUUGUUUUCCCUUAUCUCUGCCCUUUCCCUUCUCCCCUUUGCAAACUGCGGGCUUUUGGGCGGCGCGUCGGUUGUCUGUCUGUCUGUCUGUCUGUCUGUGUGUGUUACACACACACAUGCAUGUGUGGUCCUCUGUAGCUCAGCUGGUAGAGCACGGCGCUUGUAACGCCAAGGUAGUGGGUUCGAUCCCCGGGACCACCCAUACGUAAAAAUUUAUGCACGCAUGACUGUAAGUCGCUUUGGAUAAAAGCGUCUGCUAAAUGGCAUAUUAUUAUUAUUAUUAUUUAAGCCUCUACUGAAUGAGCUGGGCUUUAUCACACCACGCUCUAACUUAAUAAUCACAAUGGACUUACAGUACAGUCUCCUCUCCCUUGCUAAAGGAUUCUAGGCUAUACAUUAAACCCCAUUAACACUACUAAGUGUCCUAUUGACUCUCUUUAGCAGAUGUUUCCAGUGAGAGCAGCCUUCACAAGAUCCUGAAGAAAAGAGAUGGUAAUAUUGACAGAUAGCUUUUACAUACACACAUUACACACUGCUAGUACUUUACAUUCUACUCCUGUUACACGUCUCCUCUCUGCCUCCCCCCAGUGGUGGGUGACGGUAGCGCUCCCUCUAAGUCCGGGGUGGCUGUUGCCUCCCGCCAAGGCCAGAGAGUUCCUGGUCAAGCUAUGGAGGCCCAAGAGGAACAUCUGGGACCGCAGCAGGCCAGACGUGCAGCAGUGGAUCAUGCAGUUCAUGUACAUGGGCUUUGACGAGACGGUGAGCGAGGCCAGGAGGCUUGAAUAAUAAAUAAUUUCACACAUGUACAAGUGUUUUUUUAAUGCAUAUUCCAACUCCCCCUGAAACAGUGAGGAGAGGGGUCACAGAAUGAGGUAGGGCCUUGAGUUUAAUCUGACGCUGUGACCUGACCCUACUAUGGGCCAUUAUGCAACUUUUCAGGGAAGUCAGGAACCAAUAUACACAAUCAGUUAGGAAAGCAAUGGCUUGCUUUUUCAAACAGAAAUUUGCAUCCUGUAGCACUAACUCCAAAAAGUUUUGGGACACUGUAAAGUCCAUGGAGAAUAAGAGCACCUCCUCCCAGCUGCCCACUGCACUGAGGCUAGGAAACACUGUCAUCACCGAUAAUCGAGAUUUUCAGCAAGCAUUUUGCUACGGCUGGCCAUGCUUUCCACCUGGCUACCCCUACCCCGGCCACCAGCUCUGCACCCUCCGCUGCAACUUGCCCAUGCCCCCCCCCCCCUCUUCUCCUUCACCCAAAUUCAGACAGCUGAUGUUCUGAAAGAGCUGCAAAGUCUGGACCCCUACAAAUCAGCUGGGCUAGACAAUCUGGACCCUUUCUUUCUAAAAUUAGCCGCCGAAAUUGUCGCAACCCCUAUUACUAGCCUGUUCAACCUCUCUUUCAUAACGUCUGAGAUCCCCAGAGAUUGGAAAGCUGCCGCGGUCAUCCCCCUCUUCAAACGGGGUGACACUCUAGAUCCAAACUGUUACAGACCUAUAUUACAUUUACAUUACAUUUUAGUCAUUUAGCAGACGCUCUUAUAUGUGAAUACAUAUUUUUUUUAUACUGGCCCCCCGUGGGAAUCGAACCCACAACCCUGGCGUUGCAAACGCCAUGCUCUAUCAACUGAGCUACAUCCCUGCUGGCCAUUCCCUCCCUACCUGGCACGCUGGGCCAAUGUGACGCCGCCCAUGAGGCUGUGUGGUAGUCCAGUGCAAAUAUUGUUACGGUGCAGUGAUCCAUGAGGUUCAGGUAGUCUCUGAGGUGCAGGUAGUCUCUGCAGGUGGCAGGUAGUCUCUGAGGUGCAUGGUAGUCUCUGAGGUGCAGGUAGUCUCUGAGGUGCAGGUACGGUCGUAUCUCUGAGGUGCAGGUAGUCUCUGAGGUGCAGGUAGUCUCUGAGGUGCAGGUAGUCUCUGAGGUGCAGGUAGUCUCUGAGGUGCAGGUAGUCUCUGAGGUGCAGGUAGUCUCUGAGGUGCAGGUAGUCUCUGAGGUGCAGGUAGUCUCUGAGGUGCAGUAGUCUCUGAGGUUGGGCAGGUAGUAUCUUGAAGGUGCAGGUGUUAUCUCGAGGUGCAUAAAUAAAUCUCUGAGUCAUUAGUUAUACGUGCAGCUAAGAUAGAAUGUCACAGGUGUCUAAUUUACGUAGAGUAAAUAAAUAAAUAAAGCAUGAAUGUACAUUAUAAUAUACAGUGAAACACAUCUAUAGAUGGAGGAGGGAUAAUGCCCAGGCUAGUUUGUAGUCGUUAUCAGACUAGACAAAAGCAGAUGGACGUUUCUGUCACAGAAGGACCUAGAGACUCUAUUCAAAGGAGAUAAUUAUCCUCCACCACUAUGGUCAUCACUGGGCCUGACACACCUUGAAUACACACACACACUUACAAGCUUUUUUCCCUCUCUUGCUAUGUUUCUUCCAGAUCAAUGAUUCCGAUGGAGAUCUUUUUAGAAACACGAGGGAGGGAGGGAGGGAGGGAGGGAGGGAGGGAGGGAGGGAGGGAGGGAGAGAGGGGAGGGAGGGAGAGAGAAAGUUGUGUUUGCUCCUCAGUUCUGUAGACAGUUGACAGCUCCUGUAGGUCAAUUGGUAGGAUUGCUUUAAUGACUUCCUGGGUAGGUGUAAUUUCCUGUUGCCUGAACUUGCCUCUCUUGCUGUUGGAUCCGACAGCCUCGGCAUUUUAAACCAUGUUGGUCUAUACUCCAACAGCCGUCCUGUUCCAAGUCAUCUCCACAACAUCUGCUGACAAGCAAAUCAACUCCAUAGCCCCUUACCCCCUAGCUCCUAGCUCCUACUCCCUUACCCCCUAAGCACUCCAGUAGAUCUGAAAGGAUCUGAAGGGUAUGAGAAACUAGUUGAUUGCUUAACCCUGUUCUCUAAUGAGCUGAGUGGAAAUUGUACCAUAUUUCUUGCACCUUUCCAAUGUUUCAGAUCUUUUGAGUUAGGCUGAAGUUGAGAGGUUUUGGUCAUGUUUUUUCCCUCUCCAGAGACUGGAGACGGACUUGUCCUACUGGAUGGACCACUCGCGGUCCAGCGAUCAGAGUUGUCAGCACCAUUAUGAGGAGAACUCUCCCAUUGGACCCAGAGACAGAGGGGCACACCGUCAUGGAGCCAACGUUAACUAUGACUACUAG
Messenger RNA from Coregonus sp. 'balchen', 30558 nucleotides. The record is from the annotation of a GenBank genome assembly. Lineage: Eukaryota; Metazoa; Chordata; Actinopteri; Salmoniformes; Salmonidae.